UCAGCCAAACAAACGUAAACGAACAUGGAUUCUUUAGCUGAAGAACCAGAUAAAUCUAAUAUUUUACGCAAAAAUGAAUACGAUAAAGGCAAUUUUAAUGGCCCGAUACAAUCUUCAGCUCACAGUAGUAACAUUGUGCACAAAUUGUUUAACAGAGAGAUCCUGGGUGGCACAUCGCGGAAGCCCAACGAUAGGAGCCGCAAGGUGUUCGAGCGGAUCCCCCCGCGGCUGCGGUUCUGCCUGAUGGACAUCGUGCCGCGGUCCUACCUCCGCGGACACGUGUUCAUGGGCCUCUCGCAAUGCGGGCAGUUCCUCUUGAGCUUCACCUACAGCUGCAACACACAAGUCUACUUUCGAGAGAGCUCCAAAUUCACCCUACACUUCCUAUCAUGGGUGCCGGGUCGUAAGGUGCGCAAAGUGCACAGUGUCCCGCUGUUUGGAGACGAUCUGGUGGACAGUAAGCUCACGAUCUCCAUGGCUCAGUGGAGACACAACCCUGGGGUGCUCGUCGUAUAUGGCAUCGCAGAUUCGUGUUCGGAACGUUCUUGCCUGAGCGUUAUCGGCGUGCCGCGACUGGGGUGUAAGAAAUGUGCAGCGUACUGCAGGAAUGAAGAGGAGUUAACGAUGGGUCAGAGGUGCUUAGAACACAACUUCGCAAUCCACACAAAGUUCUUCUGCACAUCAGACUCGAGCAUGUAUGAGCCAGUUGUCCAACUCGCGUACUCCAACCAGAUCAUCAUCUACACAGACUUUAUACACAUACUAGAGAUAGCCUUCGCCAAACCAGACCAGGAACGAAGCGACAUUGAAGACAACAAGUCGACGUUAGAUAGAGAAGAAAUUAAUUCCAUAGAUAUGGAUCCUAGCACCCCAGCGUCAGACGUCUCUGCCGCUUUCCAGUCGCCUAAGUACCAGAACAACGUCGUCCAAAAUAUAAUAGCGGAUUUCUCAGACUUGGAAUUUGAGCCGUAUCAAAUGUCAAAACCGGUAAAGCUGCCCGACGUCAUGGGGCAAGAGCUUUGUAUCCAAGCGUCGUCAAUAUCGCACAACUUAGUCGAGGAAUGGGAAGGACCAUCUCCAUCCAUCAGGACACUCAUAAGCCCACCUCUAAGGUCCCCCAGGCGGAGACCGGCUGAGAGCAUGUCACGUUUCAACGAAACGCACAGAAUAAUAGCGGAGAAAGCGUACGAAUUUGUAGAAGAGACUGAAACGAAAUGCGAGAAACUGAGUAUGUUUAGGAAACGUAGGUUGGCGGAUAAGAAGUACGAGUUUUCUGAAGAUAACAACGAGAAUAUAGUACCUUUUAGAGUGUUAAGGAGUAAUAGGAAGUACUUUAUAGGUUCGAAUAGUAAAACGCCGGCGCGGCGGGCCAAGUCGCCGACGGUUGAGAGUGUUGUAUUGAGGGCUCACAACCAGAUAAGCAGACCCCCGUCUCCGACCACUAGCGCGGACUUAAAGACAUCACUCGAAUGCGAUCAUAACAGCGAGUCGGAAUAUAGGGUAACGGAAAUGCUAGACGACGGCUCUCUCAAGACGGUGGCAGUACACGAUUCUACCUCAAAAACCCUCUCAGACAUACCAGUCAGCCCGCAAGACCCGUACUUGGUACACUCUGGAAACUCAAAAUGCAGCAAAUUCUUCACAAGAUACUUCGUUGAAAGUGAUGAUGAAAUAACGUCUAUCAUAACGGAUUCUGAAGACGACUGUAUAUCAGGCUACCACGUGGCGCUACACCUGACAGCGCACGGCGCGGGCUACACAGCCCUACAAGCCGUGGGCGCAGGCGCCUGGGAACGCAUCUGCAGCAACUUGGGCGAGCCGCCGCCGCUCACACUACGAGCGCAACAACGAUCACUGGACACAGAGCUACUGUGCAACGAAGUAUGUGGACGACUGUGCAAGAUUAAUGGGAAGAAAUUCAUUUACUGCUUCGAUUGGGGAUGCCAUGUUAUCGACGUUUGUCAGUCCAGCGGGUGUCUAUCGGGGCUGUGUGCCAUGUGGCUGUGGGCCAGCGCCGACGACGAGGAGGGCCCGGAGUGCGAGCCGUGCCGCCUGGCCGGCGCCGGCUGCCUGCUGCACCGCCGCCAGUACGCCGCUGAGUGCUUAUUCGUGUGGGACCUGGUGAGCGGCGUGUACAGGACCGAACGGGUUUCCAUGACUGAGGACUCGAGCCAAGAGGGAAAUAGGAUGUCGGCGGCCGACAGGGCGCGGGAGCUGGCCAAGAGGCUGGGGCCUAUCAACACGCCGCCCGGAAGCGAGAACAGAUUGCUCACUACGGUCACAGGGCGCUCCCUCCGCAAGCUGACUGACGUGGACAACUGCAUAGAGAUCACUAAGAACCACCCCGACAGCUCCGAGUCAGAGUCCGAGGAGGAGGAGAGUGAUUCCGACUGAACUACUCACUCGAAGCCAUUGUAAACCACUAUAUCGUCGCCAUAUAGCGAAAACCUAGUAAGCGCCUUUUUGAAAAAUCACAUUCCGAUGUCAUUUCAAUAUUAUAUACAGUCAUGAGCAAUAUAAUGUACCCACUUUAGGACUCUGUCGCACUAACAUAUUUGACAAAAAAAAUAAUGUGACAUGGUACCAAAGUGUAUACAUAUUAAUGCUCGUGACACGCUGAAGUAUCCCGGUAAAAAAUUAUAGCCACAAUUUAGAAGUUUUAAAAAAAAAAAGAGAAAAGAAAGCUUUUAAAAUUUUCACACAGUAUCAUUCAGAUAUUCAAUAGUGCUGUAUCAUUCAUUUAUUAAUUCGUUUACUUUUUUAAUAAGAAUUUUAACAGUUCAUUGAAAAUAGAAGUUUUGUUCAAGUAAAUCACAAUAAUAAAAUGUGAAUUUUCAAAAGGGCGCUCACGAAAUUUACUCUUUAAAGCGACGAUAUACGUAACUUUAACAUUCAAUAUCCCUGUUUGGCAGGCUUUUCUAUCUUUCUUCUCAAGUAUACGUGUACUAUUCAUAUCAGAAGGAAAUAUCAGACAUCAGAAUCAUUUGUCCAACGUAAUUAUCAUGGAUAACCUGCGGUUUUCACAUUUUUGAAUCUACGUAAGACGUUAUGGCUGACGAGAAGAAAUGACAAGAAACUGCAACGGCAACACAUAUUUACCACCCUCUUGAGAGUGCCCUGGUUGCGAUAAUAACAUGCCCCCAAACAUCGUCAUUUUCAACCUAACGAACCAAGACCCUUUCAUCAAAUUAAGACCAUAAUACUACAACACUAUUGUUGACUUCUAAAAUCGUCUAUCACCAUCAGCACCAAUAUGGAAUCUACAGAUAUAUUCAAUCGGAUGUCUUAAUUUACCGUAUAAAUGUAAGGUACUGCGAAAACCUAUUGAUUUUCUUAUUAUAAUGCAUUUUUCUUGUAAAUAUAACUGCCAAACUGGGUGUUUUAUGUACUCAAGCUUAACUGUUAUACUUGUUCCAAGUAUUUCCAUAACUAGUAUUAGAUAGUGUACGAAAAGCAAUGCUGAAUAUACUAAGUCACAAAAAGUGGGUAUCUGCCGUGGUACAACAAAACAAUGUAUAUUUUACAAAAUGGCGACUGAGGGUGAGAUGACGUCAGCGCGGCUCUAACCUUGAAACGUAAGCUGUCACUUGAGCAUACCUUGUUUUGUUUUACCAUGGUAUCUCCUAAAUGUCAUUUUGAAGUUGGUAGUAUGGCAACAUUUUCAAAAAUGAACUGCAUUUGGUAACUAUUUGAUCCUUUAGGUAUUGUUUUUGAUCUUUGUAUGGAUAUUCUAUUUAAUAAAAAAUGUGUCUGUCUGUCUUCUAGAUAGAAACUGCAAUAAUUGUAAUUGAUAUUACUUGUAAUAGUGUCUUGUCACAAAUAUAUUGAAGACUACAAGUUAUUGUAACAGGUUGUUAUGUGACAUUAUGCUCAUGUGAGGUUGUGAUUGUUCCAACGUAGGACUGUUUGGAAAGUGCCUCUUGCUAACUACAUUUCAGUAUCAGUUUAGUAAUUAUCGUUUUUAAACAAGAUGAUCUCUGAAGGAUUUUAAGUAUUCACCCACUGAUGUUACUAACAUUUCCGAUUUAGUCACUGUAUAGUUUCCAUCCAAUGACAAUCAGUUGUAGGAACAGGGUUGUCACCUGCCGCAAAAAAAAGAAACAUCUACUACUUGAAAUUGGGAUACUUAUAUAAAUGCCGAAUGUUAGCACGUUAAGCAGUUGGUCUCGUUUACUACUAAUAGUAACUGGGGCAAUAAAAAAAAAUUACAUAAGACAUGUCAGGGACCUUUGACAGUUCAAUAAUAACCCUGAUAGUGCCAUUUUAAGAAAAAUAAAUGAUACUAACUCCAGGGUUGUUUAGGGUGGUAAUCCACCUCACAAGCCACACAAUAGAAGAAUCCCAAUUCACCUGUAAAACACUGGAAAGGCAACCUUGUUUGUGAGGAGCAUAUUAUGAUUGUUCUGUGUACCAUUUAUAAUCUAUAAUAAGUAUUUGUAUCAGUUAUACGGUCUACAGAUCACGCGUUUGGCUUGUUCUGGACCAUAUGAUCAUCGAGAUAUUAUUAGUUGUAUGGCCUGAUCUGAGAAGUGUUACAAUGAUCAACUUCAUCACAACUAAAAUAGUAGUUGUAUCAAUACGUAAAUGAAUUUUUAUAGGAUAAUAAGUGCAAAUGCUUUGAAUGAUUGUAUGUAUAUGGUUUUUGUUAAAUUUUAAGAUUUCUUUCUGAAUAUUCUUCCAAUAUAAAUGAGUACAGAACAGUGUAUAACAAUAUUAGUUUAAAUUCAUUUGGACAAAGGCACUGUAAGUGUGUUGUAUUGUAUAGAACUUGCCAUGAAAAUGAACUUGUGAGGAUUAGAUAUGAAAAUAAAUUGACAAAAUAUUAAAAAACAUUUAACUUA
Messenger RNA from Pectinophora gossypiella (pink bollworm), 4841 nucleotides. RefSeq lists its product as uncharacterized. The transcript has 11 exons. Gene Ontology annotation, cellular component: Cul4-RING E3 ubiquitin ligase complex. Bases 25 to 2394 code for a protein of 789 amino acids. Lineage: Eukaryota; Metazoa; Arthropoda; Insecta; Lepidoptera; Gelechiidae. The record is from RefSeq and is a predicted model, not a curated record. Gene Ontology annotation, biological process: protein ubiquitination.